CGUUCGCGAGUGGAUGUCCUGCUACACUUUUUUCCUGCCAAGUGAUGAAAUGCCACACGUGCACACGCUCGAGGGGAGUGUCGCGGCUGCGGUUCGUGCGGGGAGCGAGCGAAAAGCCCGCAGCCCCGCCGACUUCUCCGCUUUCGCAGGACAGUCAGCAGCGCGCGAAGACGGACUGGCCGCGCGCUCCCCGUCACCAUGUCCCGCUUCCGGACGCUGCUGGCCGUCGCGUGUUGCGCGCUCGCCCCCGCGCUCGCGCGGAAACCCGGUGCCGAGGACAGAGAGCUCGCGGAGAAGGUCGGCAGCGCGCGCUGCGCCUCGCGGUGCCUCGCGCUUCACAUCGCUCAGCUGGCCGCCGCUUUCAGGAACUUGCAGAGUGACGAUGUCCUGGGCUGGUGUGAGAACCACAGAAGAUGCUCCCAGUGUUUACAACCAUGUAAGGAAUUGUGGGAAACAAGGCGAGUCCUGUCUCACAAAGCCUGUGAGAAACAGCAGGAGUGUGUGGCGAGUGCAGAGUUCCUGGCCUCAGUGCGGAUCCAGAGGCAAGGUGACUGCCCUGCCCCGCAGAGGGCCUCGGGAUUCGCGGCAGCGUGCGUGGAGAGCUGUGCCGCUGAUCACGAGUGCACUGGUUCCAGGAAGUGCUGCUCCAAUGGCUGUGGGCAAACCUGCCAGAUCCCAGCGAACCUCUACAAGGGUGUUCCCAUGAAGCCCAAGAAAGAUCUGACCUUCUUAGAAGAUCAGCAGGGGCAGCUGACAGUGACCUGGGUGUCCAGAUUCAAUGUCUCUGUUGAGCCUGUACUGUACAUUCUACAGAAGAGGUGGAACUACGGCAUUCACCCCAGCGAGGAUGAGGCUACGCCAUGGCAAACUGUGCUCAUGACAAUGGAGGACCGAGCAGUGCUGAAGGAUGUGCGGCCCCACAGGUGGUACCAGUUCAGAGUGUGUGCGGUCAACAGCCAGGGCACCCGCGGUUUCACCACUCCCAGCAGGCACUUCUUUUCCUCUCGAGACCCACUCCCACCAGAGAGACCACGGAACGUGCGCCGAGGGAACUUUUCCGUACAGGCAGAUGGCACUGUCAGCGUGCUGCUCCUCUGGGACCCUGCUAGGGAGGAGGACCUGCCUGUUCACCACUACAAGGUGACAUGGAGUACCCGCAUGUCCCACAGGAUGGAUGAGGACAAGAAGGAGAACUCCAGAGUCACUGGCAGGGCUGCUAGUGAGACAGAGCUGAAGGGUCUCCAACCUAACACUGCAUAUAAGGUCCAAAUCCAAGCCAUUGCCUACUGGGGUCAGAAGCGUUUAAAGAGUGCCAAGUCACAGUUGACCUUCAUCACAGCACCUGCAGCAGGUCCUGCAGACAGGCCAGGCCAAGGUCAGGACACCAGAGAGGUUUCCAAUGAACUGCCCUCUUCUCGAUCUCGAACCAGCACCCUGCGUCUGGAGGCAGCAGCCCCCCACUACCACAAUGACCAGUUGCAAGUCAAAGUGUUCUGGAAAAAAGGGCUCCAAGGAGCUUCGAAGGACUCCGCCAAGUACCUGCUAAGGUGGUACCCUGACGUGUGUGCUCACAAUAUGACCAAGGCGGAAAGAAACGCCACCGUACAGGGAACACAUUUUGUUAUUACCGGCCUGCUGUUCGCCUGUAAAUACCGGGUGCUGGUUAGGCCCUUGUUCGGGCCCGGUGAAAGGUCGGAGGCCGUGACCUCGGUGACCACGCCGCCGUGCGCGGCCCUGAAGGCCAUGGGGGUGACAUCUCUGUCCUGUACCCAGGAAGAGCACCCCUCCGUGGCCAGGAAGGUUCUCCUGCGUCCAGAAAAGCUGAGGGCGUCCUUCCGCUCUGAGAACGGCAGCCUGCAGGGAGUGUUCAGCUGGCAGGUGUCCCAUGCUGCCCCGGGCCAGAACUCCGUCACCGGCUUCCAGUUCUCCUGGGCUCAAGUGUCCCGGAGGGGUGGUACCAGUAGUGCCCCCAACGCGCUGGUCUCCCAGACACAGAUCCUGGGUCCCGAGCAGCACUCCCUGGCGGUAGAUGGCCUACAGCCGGACAACACGUACAAAGUGCAGGUGCAAGUGCUGUCCGCAGGGGGCACCGGGCCUGCUGUGGCAAAGACCGUACACACCCCCAGGCUCGAGAGUCCACUGCUAUGAGGAACGCUAUUCCAUAUUUCAUCAUCGUCAUUGGCCAUACAAGUCUGUAUGAAAGUAAUUCGAUAUAUAAUUUAACCAUAUUUUUUACAUGUGUGAAAGACAGUUACAGCACUGAUGUACUGAGUAGUUCCAGUGUACUCUGCUGUUGGCAGUGAUUCAUGUACUUGAAAUGUUUUAAAGGAACUCCAUACAAACCUAUUAAUGACUUAAAGUCAUAUGAUUCAUAUUUUGUUUUGGGAUGUUAUGCCAUAAGUUACUUCAAAUCCCUAAUUAUCAUCAGUGAACUAAAUCUGUGUAAUCUCUGGUGUGUCUAUUUAUUGUGUUGCUGUUACACACGU
Messenger RNA from Scleropages formosus (Asian bonytongue), 2486 nucleotides. Its product is annotated as anosmin-1-like. Gene Ontology annotation, biological process: neuron differentiation. Gene Ontology annotation, cellular component: extracellular region; cell surface. The transcript is spliced from 14 exons. NCBI's taxonomy places the organism in Eukaryota, Metazoa, Chordata, Actinopteri, Osteoglossiformes, Osteoglossidae. Gene Ontology annotation, molecular function: peptidase inhibitor activity; protein binding. Bases 199 to 2148 code for a protein of 649 amino acids. The record is from RefSeq and is a predicted model, not a curated record.